UGACAAAUCUUCUUGAAAAUUCAAUUCGAAAAUAUGAUAUGCUCAACUGCUACUUAGUAAAGACUGACUGGAAAUGUAUAGAGCUAUUUAUUAAUUAGGUCCAAUUUUUGAAAUUGUUUUACAAAAAUUACUAUUUUGAUACGUAAAAACAAACUAUGCCCAAAAAAUUUAAUUUUAAAAACGCUACAACAUAACAAAACACGUGCCAAUUUAAAUUCAGUCAGUCACAAAUCCCUGCAGUAUUUGAAUAGAAAUCGUAGAUAAAAAAACACAUGCACGCAAGCGCGUUUUCGUACUCUCAUUACAUAACAAAAUCCGUAAUACCCACUUAACGGCUUAUCACUCCGUGUAGUAACUAGUUAACCGCUCAUCCACCUUACAAAAGUAGAACGGCAAAGCUUCCGUUCAUUUAACGGAAGUGUGCUUUUUACCCACCGCUUCCCAGGUCUUCCCGUACGGACAGGGCGCACAAGGUGCAGUGCGCAAUGUCGAAAUAGGGAAACAUCUUGAGUUUGACCACCUGGUUGGCGAUAUCGAGGAAUGCCUCCGGAUCCAUACUGAGGCUAUUGAUUUCUAGACACUUUCACUACAAAACACUAAAAGAUAAUUGCUUAAGUGGUUGGACCAAAGAUAGGAAAUUAGCGACGCUCGCACAUGGCUGAUUGCCAGGUUCGGACUAGGUUAUAGCUCGCUGGGCCCGACGCUUCAAAAUCUGACCCUGACGCCGCGACGCUAUUUUCAACCUUCAGAUGAGAGAGAAUUUUCAAGAGUUUGAAAAUUUUACGAGUUUUACUGGCUGUCUAGCUUGGAGACAGUAAAAUGUCAUCAAACACCUAUAUAGCGUGUUUGGACAUCGGUACCACCACUAUAAGAUGCACAAUCAUAAAUUCUUUAGCUCACACUGUUGGUUCAGCUAGAUCUACGGUGAAAUUAAUAUACCCAGAACCAGGUUUUGUUGAAAUAAAUCCAGACCAACUUUGGGAACAAAUUUUAGAAAUUAUUAACAAUGCUGUUUCAGAUGCAAGUUUAGAUAUUGCAAAUAUUAAAUGCAUUGGAAUAUCAACACAAAGAUCAACGUUUUUAACAUGGGACAGCAAAACUGGAAAACCAUUUCAUAAUUUCAUCACGUGGAAAGACAUAAGGGCGAAAAAUCUGUGUAAGGAACUUAAUGAAUCCUUCCUUGUAAAGGCAUUUCGUUGUGCAGCUUACAGUUUGUAUCUCGUGACAAGAAGUAACAGAUUCCUAAUUGGAAGUAGAUUAAAAUUUGCCGCAAAUCAUGCAAGAGGACGACUUCUUUGGGUCCUCCAAAAUAUCCCCGAACUUAAAGCGGCCCUUGGUGAAAAUAAUGUAAAAUUCGGGACAAUUGAUACUUGGUUAUUACACAAAUUUACAAAAAAUAAAUUACACCUAACUGACAUCAGCAAUGCCUCGGCGACUGGCUUUUUCGAUCCUUUCGUUUUCGAAUGGGGUUCAUGGGCCAAAGUCAUUUUGGGGAUCCCCAUGGAGAUUCUUCCUCAAGUAGUUUCAAAUGACUAUGAUUUUGGUUCAACUGAGGAACAAAUUUUUGGGGUUUCGAUACCGAUUAGAUGUAUUAUGGCAGAUCAAUCAUCAUCAAUGUUUGCAUCUAGCUGUUUUGUACCUGAUGACAUUAAAUUAACUCUAGGAACUGGAGCCUUUUUAGAUGUAAAUACCUCAGCUGAAAUUCAUACAAGUGUGACAGGGAUUUAUCCCCUAGUUGCAUGGAAAAUUAGAAAUGAAGUAACUUGUAUUGGGGAGGUGGCUUGCAAUGAUUGUGGUUCCUUUAUUCAGUGGUUAUUAAAUAUAGGUUUAGUAACAAAACCGGCUGAUAUUUAUAGCAUGGUCACUAGUGUACAAGACAGCGAUGGGGUUUAUUUUAUACCAGCUUUUAGUGGUUUAGGUCCUCCCAUAAAUGAUGAGAAAGCAAGUUCUGGUUUUCUAGGAAUCAAACCAACUACAACCAAGAAUCACCUAGUUCGCUCGGUUUUAGAAGGAAUUACUUACAGGGCAGUUCUUGCAUUUCAAACAUUAAAAAAAGAAAGAAACAGUGAAUACCGCAGAGUCACGGUUGACGGUGGAGUCUCAAACAACGACUUUGUCUGCCAGUUGUUUGCAGAUUUAACAGGGCUAGAAGUUGAGAGACUAGAUUCUACUGAAAUGUCCGUCUUAGGUGUGGGAUUUUUAGCAGGAAUUAUAACGGGUGUUUGGAAGACUGAAGAAGUGAAAAAGUUUAAUAAAUUAAAAAAAUUAUUUAAUCCAAAAAUUGACCAUAUUUAUAGGGAAAAAUGUUUUGAUGAAUUUAAUAAAUGGAGAAAUGCUGUGGAAAGAUUUAAAUAUUGGUAUGAGGACUAAAAAUUGGGACAGUUAAAGAAAAAGUAAGUACAAAAGUUAAGUUCCAAUAGCUGUAAGACCUAAAAUGGAUAAAUUAAUUCUGAACUAUACAUUUUAUAUUCGGUGUUUAAUUUAUAUUUUUAUACGAAUUUGUACAUUUUACCAUGCAUUUAUAAUAUUAGUACUGGUGAAUAAAAGGUUAUUAUUAUUA
This is a messenger RNA of Tribolium madens (black flour beetle), 2560 nucleotides long. RefSeq names its product putative glycerol kinase 5. Gene Ontology annotation, molecular function: glycerol kinase activity. Gene Ontology annotation, biological process: triglyceride metabolic process; glycerol-3-phosphate biosynthetic process; glycerol metabolic process. The transcript is spliced from 11 exons. The coding region runs from base 820 to 2370 and encodes 516 amino acids. NCBI's taxonomy places the organism in Eukaryota, Metazoa, Arthropoda, Insecta, Coleoptera, Tenebrionidae. Gene Ontology annotation, cellular component: mitochondrion. The record is from RefSeq and is a predicted model, not a curated record.